GUUUUUCAUACCAUAUUUGAUUACCAGAACCCUAGAGCAUUAGAAUCGCUUAUUGAUAUCGCUUCUCAUUACGCGAUUUAUAGAGCCCGUUUCUCCUUGCUGAUACCGUCUUCUCUUUCCUGGUCAAAUUCACACCGCUCGCAGAGAGAAAAUCAAGCGAACAAGAAACAAUGAAGAAUGCGGAGGUCUACAGAUUAAGAUCGAGAACAAUAUACGGAUCUGAAAGCAGACCUUCCAAAACAAAAAGGCGUGGUAGAUCUGGUCAGAGGAUGAAAGAUGCAGGGCCUAAGAGGCAACCUGUCAAGCACCAUGGAGGUCUUGGUCCGCCGCCACUUCAGUGGACUAAAAAGCAACUAGAAACCAUGGAUGCGACGUGCCAGAGGAUUGCUGAGAUUGGACUUGAAUACUACAAUACCAACAAAGCUCCCUAUGCUGGGGAUGGUGCUACCUAUGAGCUGGUGGAAACAAGGGAUUGCACCUCAUUCAUCAAACGCAUGACAUCAAUUGUUAAGGCUCAUUCCAACUUUACUGCCAAGCCCGUCCACUCAAAUGGACCCACAAUGCUCUUCUUUACUGAACUCUCAUGUCCAGUUUCAUCCAAGAAACCUUUUGUAGCAACUAACACUACUGUUCACAGCUGCUGCUUGCUUGGCUGUGAUGGGGAAGUUAAUACAGGUUCUCAUGGUUGCCUUUCCUGUGAUCGGUCAAGUCUUCAUCACCCUCUUGAUGAAGACUUUGAUGUUGGGCAUCGGAUUCAUCGCCUAUCAUAAGCCCCAUUGUUAAUUAGUGUACGCUGUGGGCUGCUGCUAUUACUCAGUAACCACCUUUCACCUUAGCUAUGCCACUUCUCAGUAAUCAUCAUGUACUCAAAUUAUUUAGAAACCGUUCUGUAUGCACUCGUGACCUAUUUGGUGUGUAUUGAUGCCUCUAUCUACUAUGCUGAAUGCAGAAUGUUCCUGUCACUCCGUAUUUGUUGUUCUGCUUUAACUAUUGUAUUUAUGCUUCUUAUCUUUUUAUUGCUACUUGAUUAUACACUUCCAAUGAAUGGAG
Molecule: messenger RNA, 1050 nt
Organism: Cuscuta epithymum
Lineage: Eukaryota; Viridiplantae; Streptophyta; Magnoliopsida; Solanales; Convolvulaceae
Source: the annotation of a GenBank genome assembly